AUGGAGCCCCCUUCUGUUUCUCCACGCAGAGGCCAUGUCCCCUGGCAGGGUCUCCUGCUGGCAGCCUGCCUUCUAACUGUUGGGAUUUCGCCCACCAUGGCCAAAUACACAGUGGAACCUGCACCGCCCAUCGCUGCUGAAGGCACGGACACGCUUCUCCUCCUCCACAGCCCACCACAGAAUGCUCAAUUCUAUAGCUGGUUCAAGGGAGAAAUAUCUAAUGCAAGCCUUCGGCUUGGACUCUUCCACUAG
Messenger RNA from Ochotona princeps (American pika), 252 nucleotides. Its product is annotated as carcinoembryonic antigen-related cell adhesion molecule 3-like. Gene Ontology annotation, biological process: regulation of immune system process; signal transduction. The transcript is spliced from 3 exons. The record is from RefSeq and is a predicted model, not a curated record. Gene Ontology annotation, molecular function: protein tyrosine kinase binding. Gene Ontology annotation, cellular component: cell surface; plasma membrane. Bases 1 to 252 code for a protein of 83 amino acids. Lineage: Eukaryota; Metazoa; Chordata; Mammalia; Lagomorpha; Ochotonidae.